AUGUCUAAGAGGCCCGCGGAGGAUGUUGAAGAUGGUAACCAGGCCUAUCUGAAACGACAAAGGACUACCUCUGAAAAGGUCUUCAGUCCCGCAGAAGAGAUUCGAUCUGCGAGGAAGUUGCGACAGAUUCUGGCAUUUGAUCAAGAUGCCAGCCGUUUAAAACAUGCAAUUCAAUCGUUCAAAGCCUUCCUAGACAGCUUCGCAACAACUGAGAACGACAAUGCGGGGAAAAUCUCUAUCCUCAAGGAAUAUCUCGAAGCGCAGAAGCCAUCUGAUGAGGAGGACAAGACUGCAGUAUACUUGGGAGAUUUGAUGCAGACAUGGAGCUUUGCGUCCCAAUCGAACAAUGAUUCGCUGCUGUCUGCUGUUCCCGCGGUCCUUGCAUUACUUCUCAGAACAAUAUCUCAUGAACUCGAAUUGUCCGAAUACGGUUUAAGAUUGGGUCGAACUCUGCUGCAGAAACGUCAGCAGGAGUUGAUUGCGAGAGGAAUUACAUCGAACAAGGGCAAGGAAUUUCUCAUCUCGCCGGUGUUGCGCUUGCUCCGGGAGUUGACAACAUUUGAUGGCGGUGUAUUGGCCAAGCAGGUGUUCCGUGCUAGAGAUCAAACAUAUAAGAACCUGGCCCGCAACUUGAACCUCAGAUAUAGUGGAGAUGGCGUGGAAGAUAAACGAAAGCCAUCGGUACGAACAACGGCUCUUCGAUUUGUGCUCUCUGCCAUAAAAUUCCUUCCUUCAGAUACGAAGCGGGAGCUUCUCAAUCAACGAGACAUCGUGGGGGCGUUGACGAAGGAUAUCAAGGAUGACCCUCCAUUCAUGGUUCGUGAGAUUCUUGAUACUCUAAAGGUCUCUGUACUUCAGGACGAGGCCCUCCCAAGGGAUGCCAAAACGAGGAUUGUGAACGCCGUAUCUUUGGGAAGAAUUGCGAUGCUGUAUAGGUACGACCAGCCGGACGAAGACCUGCCGACGUUGAAGAAGCCAGUGGAAACGGUAGCACAUGAAUUUCUGUUGCUGGCCUGCACAUCUGCGGAUUUAGGGGUUUUAAAUCGUCAAACCGGAUUCUAUCCUCGGGGCAUUGAUCCAGAUGACGCUCAUGAUGCCAGUGCAGGACAGGACUUUAUCGACCUGGGACUCGACAGUAUUGAGUGGAUGGAUAGAUUUACCGAAAAGGUUCCUGUUCGCAAUACCAUCUUAGCAGAAUUUAUCCAAAACUUACGACCAUGGUCAAGCACAAAAGAGAGCCAUCUAUUGAUCACUAUACUCAAGUCUGCACCUGAGUUGGUAGCAGAGUACUUCUUUUCCAAGAAGGGAUUCACCUUCGACCCUAAGCUCACUGCGACCUGGAUAGGAUAUUCAGCCUUCCUGUUUUCAGCCCUUCAGCUUCCUAUUCCAAAGUACUUUGGAUAUCAAGAACGAUACGCACGGUUACCGCCACCAUCCUCUGUGGUUUUGGAAAGCCUUCUCCCCCAACCUCUGAACCAAAAGGUUUUGACUCGUUGCCUGAAUCAGCCUGAUAAAUUGAUUACCUUCUUCGCCGUUCGGCUCCUAUGCGUUGCUUUUGCCAAAUUCCAAGAGGUCUUCAAGAUGUACCAAGAAGCAGCUGCAGGAUCUUCAACAACGGUGUGGUCUCAAGCUGCAGAGAGACUGACAGACGAAUUUUGCCAAAGAUGUCCUUCUAUCAAGGAUGUUAUCAACGCCUUCCGAAAUAUGCCCAAGACGGACCUCAUGCAGCGAGAAGCAAUUACGAGAUUGCUGGUCUUGUACUAUGAAGCUGUUCCUCGGAUUGCGCUGGAUGCUAAAUUUGACGUAUCGGCGACCCUUGCAGAGACGCUUCUAACAGUCGAUGAAACCCCCGAGAACCGAGCCAUGCGUGCAUUGGAGUUGGAGAACCUAUUCCAAUUUGCUCAUUUCUCACCUGGUAUGCGUUGGUUUGCAAAGGCCGAAGGACUGUCCAUUUCGCCGUUCAUGGCCAUGUUGAAGCUCGCUGCUGAGGCCCCGCCUGACAUACCACUUGUGAAAUUGAGGUCGGUGCUUGGCUCAGUCCUUCAGGAGAAUCAUAUACUUCAAAAAGAGACCGCCAUAUCUUCUCUGGAUACUUUUAUCCUUGGGUUGAGAAGCCUUCGCGAAACUACGAAUGGGGCCACAGUGUUUGAAUUUCUUGACGAUUGUGUCUCAAGAUGCGCAGCCAAGCCAAUCAAGUACAUUUUCGCUCUUGAAGAGAUUCAUGCAGAGGCUAGUGGAUCUAAUGACAAACAGUCCCUUGUUAGUCUUUUGACACUAGCAAUUGUUGAGCAAUGGCCAUUUGUGGUCAAGACGGCCACUGAUUCUGUGCUCCUAGAAGUCGCGGACUACAUCGCACGGCAUCUAGCAGCUUCGAUCAAGAUAGGCGAGGACAAAAAAGUAAUAAAACUGGUGAUAAAGAAGCUAGCUGCAGGAACGCCAGAAGGCUCACGUCCUCGAAAAAUAAUUGAGCGUUCUAAGAAACUGGUCGAUACCGUACCUGUUCCGGACCCCCAAGCCGUUCUCGCUGCGCCAAGAGAUGCUGGUAUCAUAGCCGAUGUGCUCUCCGCCACCGAGAAGGAAGAGAUAACAACGAAAAUGCUGGAGGAUUCGGGUACUCGCGUGGAGGAUCACAGCUCACUCUACAAAUGGGUGACAAAAGAGGUCGACGAGGUGAUCGAAGGAGGCUCUGCCGCAGCAAUGAUUUUGCUCCUGUCGUCAGAACACUUGAGUAUUCGACGAGAGGCUGUCACGAAUAUCUCAAAGUUCGCUGCGAAGUUGAAGGAAUCCACAUUCGAAGAAAAGGAGCAGAUCUGGUUACUUCUAUUAGAAGUCGUUGAGACAGCGCGAAAGGUCAUUGAUCAAGAACCACUUCCCACAAUCAUCUCUGCAUUCGCAUCGCAUGCCAUCGCGGUCCUCAACGAUCCUCUUCACUGCCUUUAUCCAAAGUUGAACAAGUUCCUUUCCCAAGGACCGGUAUGGGAGUUAGAUAAGAUUCCGUUGAUGUACAAGAUUCUUGACGAAGCACCCAGUCUCGACGACGCACAUUAUUCUGAGAUAGCUUGGCUUUUGAAUUAUAUGCUCGACGGUCUACGCUCCCCUGCCGACAUGGCUAUAUACCGGAAACGAGGGGCCUUCGAAAAACUGUUCUCGCUGUAUAGCAAUUCCUAUCUAGGACCAGGCUUGCGUGAGAAGAUCCUGAAGAUCUUGUUCAGGGCCACUACUAUCGAAGGUGGCAGUACAACUCUUAUUACGAGGUUCAGCACUAUGACUUGGCUACAGGCGCAAGUUGCGUUGAGGGGAGGAGUACCGCUGAAAGUUCUUAUGGAACGGAUUCUGGAGUCAUGUGACCAAAAGCGUGUUUCAACAUGGUCGAGACAAGGCGCAAAGGAGGCAAAGGUAAAUACCUUGAACUUUUAG
Molecule: messenger RNA, 3417 nt
Organism: Amorphotheca resinae ATCC 22711
Lineage: Eukaryota; Fungi; Ascomycota; Leotiomycetes; Helotiales; Amorphothecaceae
Exons: 2
Coding region: 1-3417 (1138 amino acids)
Biological process (GO): maturation of 5.8S rRNA from tricistronic rRNA transcript (SSU-rRNA, 5.8S rRNA, LSU-rRNA); maturation of LSU-rRNA from tricistronic rRNA transcript (SSU-rRNA, 5.8S rRNA, LSU-rRNA)
Cellular component (GO): nucleolus
Source: RefSeq, a predicted model, not a curated record